Messenger RNA from Salvia splendens (bonfire salvia), 1057 nucleotides. RefSeq names its product protein GET1. Gene Ontology annotation, molecular function: copper ion binding; oxidoreductase activity. The coding region runs from base 1 to 747 and encodes 248 amino acids. The record is from RefSeq and is a predicted model, not a curated record. The transcript is spliced from 8 exons. Gene Ontology annotation, biological process: tail-anchored membrane protein insertion into ER membrane. NCBI's taxonomy places the organism in Eukaryota, Viridiplantae, Streptophyta, Magnoliopsida, Lamiales, Lamiaceae.
AUGACGUUGAAUUUGUACGUGUUCAUGACCUUGACUGGGUUCGGGAACUUUGACCCGGUUAAGGAUCCGACCAACUAUAACCUCGUCGACCCGCCGUUGAUGGACACGGUGGCGGUUCCGAGAGGAGGAUGGACUGCUGUCAGAUUUAGAGCCAACAAUCCAGGAAAAAAAGAGGCAACACAGUUACACAGAGCCAGAGAAAUCGAAGAAAUGGAUGACACUCAAACGGAGCAGAGGAAAUUGUUUGCAGCGCCAGUGAUUUUCAUCCUUGUAUUUGCUUUCCACAUCGUGUCUAACUAUAUCGAUUCCCAAAAAAAUAAGAAAGGAUCCGGCGAAAAUUUGGACGGUAAAUUGCGACGCGAAAUCAAGCAGCUUUUGAAGGAGGCCAGUACUUUGUCGCAGCCUUCAACGUUUGCUCAAGCUGCAAAACUAAGAAGAACAGCAGCUGCAAAGGAGAAGGAACUUGCAAGAUAUCUAGAGAUGAAAGAGAAGGAUAUGAAGUUGUCAGUUAGUGCAUAUGGAAAACACUUGAUGAUAUCAAAGGUAUUUACGUAUUUUGUGCUGAUUUUAUGGUUCUGGAAGAUACCCGUGGCCACAAUAUCUGAUCAACUCGUGCACCCAUUUGGAAGGUUGCUUUCUUGGAGAGCAGGAAGUUCUUUGAAGGACAGUGUUGUGAUUGGAAUCAUACCAUGGUUGAUAGUAUCCACCAGAGUGAGCAAGUUUGUUUGCAGGAAGGUAUUCGAGUAAGAUUUAAGGAUGUUUUGAGUCUAAUGAACAUCAACAGCAGAAGGAGACUACUUAGAUUAACCUGUCAUUAUACUUUUCCCUUUUCUUUUACCAUUAUUUAGAUUAUAAGUUUCAUAUUAUAACAAGUGAUCAAUCAGUUCAAGUUCUGCCCAGUUUUGGUGUACAGUCUUUAUUUUUUCUUGUACUUUACAAAAUAGGAUCCAAAGUGUUGAAUGUACAAAGCCAGCAAUGUUUUUGUGUAUCUGAUAUGUAAAACCAGUUGCUUGGCUUCAACAGAAACAUUACAUGAUACACUAAUGAAUUGUUAGUA